Molecule: messenger RNA, 1975 nt
Organism: Selaginella moellendorffii
Lineage: Eukaryota; Viridiplantae; Streptophyta; Lycopodiopsida; Selaginellales; Selaginellaceae
Product: translation initiation factor IF-2-like
Exons: 5
Coding region: 486-1886 (466 amino acids)
Molecular function (GO): DNA binding
Source: RefSeq, a predicted model, not a curated record
GAUGGUGUGUGUCUCAGUCCAGUUCAUGCUUCUCCUCAAAUGAGGUCUCUUGUCUCUCUCUAUAGCUAGCCAGGUACGCCUUGUCCACGAUAAGCACACUGGCAAGCCCCGCGGAUACGCCUUCGUGGAAUUCUACCACAGCCAAGACAUGAAAAAUGCUUACAAGCACGCUGAUGGAACCAAGAUUGACAACCGCCGAAUUCUCGUAGACGUUGAGAGAGGCAGGACGGUCAAGAACUGGCUUCCAAAGAGACUCGGUGGUGGACUGGGAAACGCUCGAAGCUCGCAGCCGGAGGCCACUCCACAGCGAGGAGGACGAUAUCGAGGUGAUUAUAGACGGAGGGAGGAAGAGGCUGCUAGAGAAAAGAGAAGGGGCGAGAAAAGAGGUCGUGGUUCCGAUAGUUAAGCUAGGAAACAGGGAGUGAGAGGUAGAGUAGAGACUUUCUUUUUGCUGUUAGGUUUUUAGAGUGAGUCGAGGAAGGGUAAUGGUCCUGUGGGACUCGGAGAGACUUAGAGACUGGGAGAGUGAGAUGGGCUCCAAGAUCGGCACACUGCCGUGUUUCACAAAGACGAUCACUCGAGUAGCGGUAUCAAAGGACUACCCGGGAUGCCUGCCUAUUCCAAAGGAGUUUCACGACGAGCAGCGCGGCAAGCUGGCCAGCGAAGCGGUGCUCAAGAUCAACUCCCACAAGAAAUGGGUGGUGAAGGUUGCGGUGCUGAAGAGCUCCACGUAUGCGUUUCGGGGGCCCGGGUGGACUGCGUUUGCGAGGGACAACGAGCUCGAGAUCGACGACCAGGUGAUGUUCACCAUGCUCAGUCCCAGCCUCUUCUCGGUGAAGAUAACGCGGGCCGGGGAGGACUCGGAUGCCAGGCGGAAUGUCAAGGUGAAGCAGGAGCAGCCGGAGGUGGAGUCGGCUGUUGCAGAGACCGCGAUGCCGGGCGUGGAAGAAGAAACUGUAGCCUCAAAGUUUGUGGAAGAUCCGGCUGCUGCUGCUACUGCUGCUGCUACUGCACCUGCGACUGCCACUACUCCAGCUCCAGAGUCGGAAGAUCAGUUUGAACUGAGGAAGAGGACUGCCCAGGAGCAAGAGCUCGAGCAUGGUCCUCCAAGUAAAGCUGCUCGGUUGGAGGAUGGUGAAGUUCAUGCUGCACCGGUAGCAGCAGCAACACCAGUAACACCAGCCAGCGAGAUGGUAACCCCGGAAAGAGCAGAGCGAAGGCAGUCACUGGGAACAGCACAGGAACCGCUAGAGAUCGAUAUGUCUGGAGGACGAGGUGCCGCGGAGGAAGCAGGAAUACACCUGGUGCUGAAAACCGAGAGGAAGAACUUCAAGGUCUUUAUUUCUGUCUCCGCCAUCGAGGCGGCUGCUGCUGCCAACCCUGCUGCACCGGAGCCGGACGUUACGAAUAACACUGGCGUGGUGGAGAAUCCUGCUGUCACGGCACCCGAUACUCCUGUUGCCGAGCCGGAGAAUCCAGUGAACGUUUUGGAGACCAAGCCUCAAAUUGCUGCUGCGUCUGAUGCUACCGCUGCUACCGCUGCUACUGCUGCUGCUGCUGCUGCUACAACUCCACUGCCGAGGAUAACCAUUCCCAUCCGGACGACCAACGUCGCUCCCUACUCUCGACUGACGAUCGAGAAGGCGUUUGCGUUGCGGUGGCUUCCGCCACAGACGUGCAUGGUGAAGCUGGUUGACAGAGCCGGCAAAGAAUGGGAAAUGAGGUGGAUUGUGGCGAGGAAGCGGAUGCUCACGCAGGGCUGGUCGGCCAUCGUCAAGCACUACAAGAUGAGGAUCGGGGAUCUGUGCACGCUGGAGGUUGUCAACCCCAGGACGCUGAGGUUCUUCGUCACGGACAGCUUGGGAGCAGUGGUGGAGCGGCACUAGAGCAGCUAUAAGUCUUUUGAUUUAUAACCUGUGUGUUGUAACAUCUUUAGAAAAUUUCUUGGAAUGGAAAGACCUUCCUUUACCUCAAA